AUGGCGCUGCGCGGGCUGGCCUUGCUGGGGCUCUGCUGGGCCGGCUGCCUCCUGGCCCUUGCCCGGGGCUGCGGGCCGGGCAGGGGCCCGGCGGGGCAGAAGCCCUACAGCCGCAAGCCCCUGGCCGCCCUGCGGUACAAGCAGUUCGUGCCAGACGUGGCGGAGCAGACCUUGGGCGCCAGCGGCAGAGCCGAGGGCAGGAUCGGCCGCCACUCGGAGGGCUUCCGGGACCUGGUGCCCAACUACAACCCGGACAUCAUCUUCAAGGACGAGGAGAAGACGGGCGCCGACCGCCUGAUGAGCCAGCGCUGCAAGGACAGAGUGAAUACUUUGGCCAUCGCAGUGAUGAACAAGUGGCCGGGCAUCAGGCUGCGAGUGACGGAGGGCUGGGACGAAGACGGACAUCACCAACCCAACUCCCUGCACUAUGAGGGGAGAGCCCUGGACAUCACCACGUCUGACCGCGACCGGAAGAAAUACGGCGUGCUGGCCAGCUUGGCGGUGGAGGCCGGCUUCGAUUGGGUGUAUUACGAAUCCAAGGCACACAUUCACGUGUCAGUGAAAGCAGAUAACUCCAUGGCCGUCCGUGCCGGUGGCUGCUUCCCGGGUGAUGCUGUGGUGACCUUACAGAGCGGAGGAAAGAAACAACUUUCUGAACUUUGCUGUGGGGACCUUGUGCUCGCUGUGGACCGGAGUGGGCGAGUGACGCCUAGUGAGGUCUUGCUAUUCCUCGAUCGGGACGGGCGCCAGCGGACUACCUUUGUCACCAUCGAGACGGACCAGCCUGCCCGCCGGCUUCUCCUCACACCCUCCCACCUAAUCUUUGCUGCACAGGGCCCAGCCAACAGCACAGCUGACUUCUCCCCAGUCUUUGCUAGCCAGGUGCGUGUGGGGGACUCGGUGCUGGCCCACCACACAGGUGCCCCUUGGCUGCACCCUGCCCGGGUGGUCCGUGUUUGGCAGCGAGAGGCCAUUGGGGUGUAUGCCCCGUUGACUUCGCACGGCACCCUUUUGGUAAACGGUGUGCUGGCUUCCUGCUACGCUGUGCUGGAGAGCCACCAUUGGGCCCACCAAGCCUUUGCCCCACUGCGGCUUGUCCACAGCCUCUCCUCACGGUUUCCUCUUAGGGGUGAAGCAAGGAAUUGCAGUGCACAGGAGACUGGCAUGCACUGGUAUUCCCAGUUUCUAUACCAGCUGGCGUGGGGCAUCCUGGGACGGGACAGCCUUCACUCUUAAGAGACUGGAGCUGCAAUCUGUGUGACAAAGAAAUAUAACGUCAAGCCACUGGAGACGCACAGGGUGUCAGACACCAACGUGGUCCCACUCGCACCUCACUGGCUUUGGCUGGGUAACAAAAUGGUGACAGCUCUGGUUUGGCAAUUGUGUGUCCCUCCUCUAAAAACAGCAGUGUUGCCUUUGGAAGGACGCACAAGUUGGUGUGUAUGGGAGGGCAGAAUGCGACAGCAGGGCAGGCUGGCUUGUGUAUGUAGGAGGUGAAUUGUGUGGUCUGGUCCACUGAUGUGGCCGCGCGUGCUUGUAGGCGAUGCACAAAACACACUGCUUUCUACAGGCACCUUUACAGAGCUACCUGGAGUUUUAUUAAAAGAAAGAACCAGAGGUUUUUACAAACUCACCCUGAUUUUUAGGAGAGAGGGUGGAUUUCCCCCCAUUUCCCCUCUGGAUCUCUAUUUGACAUCGGUAUUAACUCAGGUAUGUCUUUGUUUCCACUGCAGCUGCCUAACUGAAGGAGAGGGAAGGGAUAUGGAAGGGUGGCUAAGGGUGGAGGUUGACAUAUGAGAUCUACUAGGUUCAAGCAGAAAAGAGGGUUUGGUUUUGUGCUCUUUCUUCAGCAUUCUAGGGCUUCAGUGAACAUUGCAUGAAAAACCACAGAGGGAAUGGGUUGGCGGCCCAUGCCAGAAAGGUGACGUGGCACUGGGUGUGUCUCCCCCCCCCACGAGGACAGGGGUUGUCUCGUGAGGGCUAAGCAGUGAGCCGGGGACCCUGUUCAGAACAAAGGUGCUUUCACAACAGUGUGCGCAGGAUCACUUUAACUCAGCCUGCUUUACUUACCUGGGUUGUCAUAACACUGGAUUCAAUAGGAAUAGGAGGGGGGGCAAGAGGGGGCUCCAGGGAAGGGGCUUGUAGCACAGACUGUCAAGGAUGAACGGUCUUGCGAAUGAACGCAAAAUCCGCUGCACCCGCGUUCUCUUCCCUGCUCAGCCUUGGUGACCUUCACCAAGCCCUUCGUGCGCUUCUGUAUCUCCGUCGAAGGCCAGAGCUGGCUGGGGUAAGCCUUCCUCUCCCUGCCGCUUUCCCGUGAAGCUCACAGCAAUGAGAUUAACUCUUAGCUACUGAUUCAGAGUUUUAUUUUUAUAUUUAUAAAUGGUAAUUUAAUGGAGGGCUGCUUCCACCUAACGGAGGGUAUUAAUUUGAUGCUUUGCUGGUGGGGAA
Molecule: messenger RNA, 2451 nt
Organism: Eublepharis macularius
Lineage: Eukaryota; Metazoa; Chordata; Lepidosauria; Squamata; Eublepharidae
Gene: DHH
Product: desert hedgehog signaling molecule
Exons: 3
Coding region: 1-1236 (411 amino acids)
Biological process (GO): multicellular organism development; cell-cell signaling; protein autoprocessing
Molecular function (GO): patched binding; calcium ion binding
Source: RefSeq, a predicted model, not a curated record